GCCCACUCUUGGCUGCCUUUGGGGCCAAAGCUCCCUGUGGAGGCAGAGUCAGCAAAUUGCCUUCCCCAGCAGGAACAUUUACAGGCCUUAAGGCCUGUGUUCAGCUGCAGCAGAGCCUAGAAGUCGUCUGCGUUUCCUGGGUUCAAGAACAAGGCAGGAGGCAACGACAUGAGGCUGUGGCUAAGAGGCCUGGUCCUCCAGGCUCUGAGGAGCACCCGGGGAGUCUGUGGUUCUUGUGGGCAGCCACCACCUCUGCCUGUCCCUCAGAAGAUUGUAGCCACCUGGGAAGCCAUCAACCUGGGGAGGCAGCCAGUGCCUGAGUACUUCAACUUUGCCCGUGACGUGCUGGACGUGUGGACUCAGCUGGAAAAGGCUGGGCACCGGCCCCCGAACCCUGCUUUCUGGUGGGUCGAUGGCUUGGGAGCAGAGGUCAAGUGGAGCUUUGAGGAGCUGGGGGUGCAGUCCAGAAAGGCGGCUAACGUGCUAGGGGGCGUGUGCGGUCUGCAGCCUGGGGACAGAAUGAUGCUGGUGCUCCCGCGGCUCCCAGAAUGGUGGCUGGUCAGCGUGGCUUGUAUGCGCACAGGGGCCGUCAUGAUUCCAGGUGUCUCUCAGCUGACGGAGAAGGACCUCAAGUAUCGGCUGCAGGCUUCCAGGGCCAAGUCCAUUAUCACCAGUGACUCCCUGGCUCCGAGGAUAGACGCCAUUAGCGCCGACUGCCCCUCCCUCCAGACCAAGCUGCUGGUGUCAGACAGCAGUCGGCCAGGCUGGAUGAACUUUAGGGAGCUUUUCCGGUAA
Equus caballus (horse) is the source of this 795-nucleotide messenger RNA. The record is from RefSeq and is a predicted model, not a curated record. NCBI's taxonomy places the organism in Eukaryota, Metazoa, Chordata, Mammalia, Perissodactyla, Equidae.